UCUCGCUCUCUCGCCCUCUCUCGUUUCUUCUUCGCCCCGAUUCUUCUCCCUUCCCCCCUCCCGCCGCCUCGAUUCUUCUUCAUCCUCUCCCUUCGAACCCCGCAUCGCCUCCCAUAAAAAAUGACCGACGCCGAGCCCUCCUCCCCCUCCUCCGCCGCCUCCGCCGACUCUUCAUGCGCCGCCGUCUGCUCCACCUCCGCCACCGCGGCCGAGGCCAGCCCGCCACCGUCGUCGGUGUGCUCCGCCUGUGGCGGCCCCACCGCCUCCAUCUCCUCUGCUGCCGGCCGCCACUUCCUUGGCUUUGUCGCCGAUCUCUCCCACUCUGUCCGCGGCCGCAAGAUCUCCGACCCCGUUCCCCCCCUCCCCCAAACCGUCACCUCCCUCCUCUCCCUCCUCCAAGCCCUAACCUCUUGGAUCGAUGAGAUUCCCCCACUCCCCCACUCCGCCCGCUACGGCAACCCCGCCUACCGCUCCUGGCUCGCCCGCCUCUCCGCCGAGGCCCCCGCCCUCCUUCUCCCCCUUAUUACCUCCGAGGAGCUCCUCCCCGCCGCUGACGAGCUUCUCCCCUACCUCCUCGACUCGUUCGGCAAUGCCUCCCCCAUCGACUACGGCACCGGCCACGAGACCAACUUCGCCGCCUUCCUCUACUGCCUCGCCCACCUCGGCCUCAUCAGGGAGGAGGACUACCCGGCCCUCGUCACCCGGGUCUUCGUCGCCUACCUCAAACUCAUGCGCAGGCUCCAGAUCACCUACUGUCUCGAGCCCGCUGGGUCUCACGGUGUCUGGGGCCUCGACGACUACCACUUUCUCCCCUUUAUCUUUGGCUCAGCUCAGCUUAUUGAUCACAAGUAUAUGAAGCCCAAGUCGAUUCACAACCAGGACAUUCUUGAUAACUUCUCCCACGAGUAUAUGUACUUGGCCUGUGUGGCUUUUGUCAAGAAGGUGAAGAAGGGGGUGUUUGCUGAGCACUCCCCGAUGCUUGAUGAUAUUAGUGCGGUCCCGACAUGGAGCAAGGUGAACAGUGGAAUGCUGAAGAUGUAUAAGGCUGAGGUGCUUGAGAAGGUGCCCAUCAUGCAGCAUUUUGUCUUUGGUUCGCUCAUCAAAUGGCAAGCAAAAAGAUAGCCGAUGCAAAGCAUGCAAAAGAUUUCCAAGCAGUUCUGAAAGAGUUUCAGAAAGCUCAAAGGCUUACAGUUGAGAGGGAAACUGCUUAUGCCCCUUUUGUUCCUCAAGCAGUUCUUCCUUCGAGCUAUACUGCUAGAGAGAGAGAUGUUAGUGCUGAUAAAACAUCUGAACAACGUGCUCUGCUUGUGGAAUCUAGAAGCAAAGUCAAAUGGUGGAUGACAUGGAUGAGGAUCUUGAUGAAGAUGAUUUUGGUGCAAAGGGUUCUGCUUCUGUAGAGCAUGAAUCUGAUGAUGAGAUCGUUGAAUCUGACAUUGAACUUGAAGGAGGAACUGUAGCACCUGAUGAUGAUCUGCCACAAAAGAUGGAAGACCCAUCUAUUGAGGUAACAGAGGAAAGUCGUGAUGCCUCUCAAGAGGCUAAAGGGAAAGCUAUGGAAGCAAUUUCAGAAGGUAUUUCAGUAUCUGUUGCAUUGUAUCUAAGCCAUACUUGCUCUGAAACAUUUGGUAUUGGCU
Messenger RNA from Phoenix dactylifera (date palm), 1634 nucleotides. The record is from RefSeq and is a predicted model, not a curated record. Lineage: Eukaryota; Viridiplantae; Streptophyta; Magnoliopsida; Arecales; Arecaceae.